Messenger RNA from Medicago truncatula (barrel medic), 1606 nucleotides. RefSeq lists its product as uncharacterized. Gene Ontology annotation, cellular component: plasma membrane. The coding region runs from base 90 to 650 and encodes 186 amino acids. The transcript has a single exon. The record is from RefSeq and is a predicted model, not a curated record. NCBI's taxonomy places the organism in Eukaryota, Viridiplantae, Streptophyta, Magnoliopsida, Fabales, Fabaceae.
AAUAAUUAAGCUUUUACCUACAACACUCUACCUAACAUUCAAAAACGUUAGAAAAUUGCAAUUGAUCAUCCACAAUCAAAUCAAAAAAAAUGAGUAUUCCCCAAAAAAAUCCUUCUAAAGAUAUAGAAUGGUUAAAAGAUAUGAAAAGUAGCAUAAGUUUAACAGCUUCCCUAAUCGCAACUCUGACAUUUUCACUUGCCACUAAUCCACCUGGUGGCGUUGUGCAAGCUAGUGUUGGUGAUAGCAACGAAUGUGGCAAAAUAUUAAUAUCCACAAUAAAUACCACAAUAUGCGUAGGAGAAGCUAUCUUGGCAACUAGAUCUCAUGAUAAGUAUCUAGCUUUUUUGAUAUGCAAUACAAUUUGUUUCAUUGCAUCACUUAGUGUUAUUCUUGUGCUUGUUAGUGGAAUUCCUAUCGACAAUAAGUUUUCAAUGUGGCUUUUAUCAAUGGGCAUGUCUAUCAUACUCUCAAGCCUUGCUCUUACCUACUUGUUUGCUGCAAACAUGGUCACUCCGAACUCCAUUUGGAAUUCUCUUUCUGGGAAUGGGUUUGGUAUUUCUCUUUUUGUUUGGAUUGCCGUAGUUUUAACUGUUUAUAUCAUUCUCGUGGUUUGCGCCUGUGUGAAGUGUUGCAGAAAAUGUGGCUCGUAGUUGUCUUAUAAUACUCCCUUCGGUUUCAACUAUAAGAGAUAGUUACUUUUUAAGUUCAUUUAGUAAAUGAUGUAUUUAGUUCUUAAUAUAGACUAAAUGUAUCAUUUAUUGAAUGAAUCUAAAAAGUAAAUAUUAUCUUAUAAUUAAGAUCGGAGUAGUACUAAUUUGUUUGUGUUUGGCUACCUCAUUUGAUAUGGUGCAAUAAGUGGCAGAAACUACAGUUCUGGUGUAGCGUAAGUGGUUGCUGUGUAAUAUAUACGUUUAUUGGAGAGUUUAAAGUUCGAUUUCAUGUGUUAAAAUACUUAAUCAUAGUAAGUUCAUUGCAGCAAUUUGUGAUUAGCAUUGAAUAAGAUGCAAUCAUAAUUGAAAUCAUGAUCUUCAUAACUAACUUAUUACAUACCUUAUCUCCUUUCUUAUUGUCAGCUGGAUAUUAUCUGAGUGUCUAGGAAGCGAAAAUAUCACAACUAUAGCUGAAGAAAAUGUUCAAACUCUCUCCAAAUCUAAUGCAUCUGAACUAUUAGACUCCGUGGUUAAAAUUGUGAAUGAUUGCCUAACUGAAGCGCCUUGAUUUGGUGUUCAGAAGACAAGAAGCAUGGUGUAGAUUCUUUUUUUAAAAAAAGAAUAGUGCAUAUUGCAACAUUGUUUAUGAAUUUGUGGUAAAUGUAAUAAUAACAUGACCCACAUAAAUGUCUUCAAUAGCACACAAGUCUCCAUCUAAUCAAUGCAAGAAAAUAAAAAAUGCAAGCAGAAUGAUUUGCAUUCAAAUGAAAUGAUGGUAUGAGCACAGUUAGGCCCCAUUGUAAUCAUCAAUUGUGAACAUUAAGUGGGAUUUUACUACUCUAGGGAAAACCCUUUCAAUUGGGACCAUUAAGAUUAAUAUGCAGUGGUGGCCAAGAAAGGAAAAAAAUCAUGAAACCAAAUAUGACCAAGAAAUGGUCUAAAACUCUUUUGUAGAG